AUGGCAGACUCCAAAGCACCCGUCCCGUCCGCGGACGACAAGGAGAUGGGCGUCCACCAACACGCCGACUCACCCCCGGCGGCGUCCCAACACCCGGAAGAGCUCGCCGCCGAAGCCAAGCAGGCCGCCGAAUCGGAGCACAACAUGACCCUCAUGCAGGCCAUCAAGACGUAUCCCAAGGCCAUCGGCUGGUCCGUCCUCCUAUCCUCGACCCUCAUCAUGGAGGGCUACGACCUCGCGCUCCUCGGAAACCUGUACUCUUCGCAGUACUUCAACCAAAAGUACGGAGCCUACAGCGAGGCCCAGGGCAAGUAUGUGCUCUCCGCCGCCUGGCAGUCCGGUUUGUCAAAUGGAGCUCGCGGUGGAGAGAUCAUCGGCCUCAUCCUCGCCGGUUGGACGGCCGAUCGCUAUGGCUAUAAGAUGACUACUAUCGGAUUCCUGGUUUUGAUGAUUGCCUUCAUUUUCGUGCUCUUCUUCGCCCCGAAUGUAAAGAUUCUGGUGCUGGGAGAGGUUCUCUGUGGAAUUCCAUGGGGCGCCUUCCAGAGCGUUACGCCCGCAUACGCCUCUGAAGUGGCACCCGUUAUUCUCAGACCGUAUCUGACGACUUUCAUCAACAUGUGCUGGGUCAUCGGCCAAUUUUUCGCCGCGGCGGUAAACAAAGGAUCUUUCCAACACGCCAACGAGUGGGCAUACAGAAUCCCGUUCGCAGUCCAAUGGGUCUGGCCAGUUCCGAUCCUCAUCGGUGUCUGCUUCGCCCCUGAAUCCCCGUGGUGGUACGUCCGCCACAACAACAAAGCCGCCGCCAAGCAGUCCCUCCUGCGCCUCACCUCCCGGAACCAGCCGGACUUCAACCCGGACGAGACCAUCGCCAUGAUCGAGCACACCAACGAGAUGGAGAAGCGCGUCAAGGAGGGCGUCACCUACCGCGACUGCUUCAAGGGCACCGACCUCCGCCGCACCGAGAUCGUCAUCGGCAUCUGGCUCGUCCAGACCCUUGGCGGCCAGAACCUCAUGGGCUACUUCUCCUACUUCCUCGUCCAGGCCGGCAUGGACGCCGACAACUCCUUCUCCCUCUCCAUGGGCCAGUACGCCCUCGGCAUGGUCGGCACCGCCGGGUCCUGGUUCCUCAUGCACAAGAUCGGCCGGCGGACGAUCCACUUCUCGGGUCUCUGCGCGCAGUUCACGCUGCUCCUCAUCGUCGGCUGCCUUUCCUUCUCCGGGGCCAACGCCUCCGUCUGGGCCAUCGCCGCGAUGCUCAUCAUAUUCACCUUCGUGUACGACUUCACCGUCGGGCCCGUGACGUAUUCCCUCAUCUCGGAACUCUCGUCGACGCGUCUGAAGGCCAAGACUAUUGUGAUGGCCCGCGCGGCGUACAACGCCAGCAACAUCUUUGUCAACGUCAUGACCAACUACCAGCUAUCUUCUACGGCGUGGAACUGGGGUGCCCGCACUGCCUUCUUCUGGGCGGGGACCUGUCUGCUGUCUUCCAUCUGGGUCUACUUCCGCGUGCCGGAGCCCAAGGGCCGCACGUACGCCGAGCUGGAUCUGCUGUUCGAGCACGGCGUGCCUGCCAGGCAGUUCGCCAAGACGAAGAUCGACCCCUACUCGCAGGAGCUUAGUAGCGAGAAGAAGCUGGUCGAGGAGCACUGA
This is a messenger RNA of Colletotrichum karsti, 1650 nucleotides long. Its product is annotated as MFS maltose permease. The transcript is spliced from 4 exons. Gene Ontology annotation, biological process: carbohydrate transport; transmembrane transport. Lineage: Eukaryota; Fungi; Ascomycota; Sordariomycetes; Glomerellales; Glomerellaceae. The coding region runs from base 1 to 1650 and encodes 549 amino acids. Gene Ontology annotation, molecular function: carbohydrate:proton symporter activity. The record is from RefSeq and is a predicted model, not a curated record. Gene Ontology annotation, cellular component: membrane.